CUUCCUCUUGGGCAUUCUGCAUCGCUCCCGAAGUCACCAGCUUCGUCUCGUAUCUUUGUUUUCGUAUUUCUCACUAUAUAAACAUAAGUUAUAUAGUGCCUUUAUUUCCUCACUUGAUAGCCCUCGUAACGAAUCACGCCUUUGCGUCAACAGCCGCCACAAUGGUUGAGAAGCUCUACGUUACCUACAAUGAUGUCCACAAGCUGUGCCAGCAGGCCGCUCCCAAGAUCCUCGAGGACUUCAAGCCGCAGCUCAUGAUCGCCAUCGGCGGCGGCGGCUACGUGCCUGCGCGAAUCCUGCGCUCGUUCCUCAAGCAGCCCGGAUCGCCCAACAUCCCCAUCCAGGCCAUCGGCCUCUCGCUGUACGAGUCGCUCGGCAGCAGCGAGGUCGAGGAGAUUGGCACAAAGGUCACCCGCACCCAGUGGCUCGAUCUCUCUGCCCUGGGCGAGAUGGGAAACCUCGUCGGCAAGCGCGUCCUGAUCGUGGACGAGGUCGACGACACCCGGACGACGCUCGAGUAUGCCGUCAAGGAGCUGGAGAAGGAUGUCGAGGAGGCCCGCCAGAAGAUCGGACCUGAUGCCCCCAAGGCUGAGUUUAGCAUCUUUGUUCUUCACAACAAGGACAAGCCCAAGAAGGGUCAGCUGCCCGACGAGAUGGUCAACAGCCGCUACAUUGCCGCUGUCACCUGCGGCGAUGCCUGGAUCAACUAUCCCUGGGAGGCCAUCGACAUUGACGAGCACGAUGGACAUGCCCAGAAGGCAUAGUGUAUUUUGUGUUAUUUAAGCUGGCGAAGAAGUAAAAUAUAGAUGUUUUUUAAAAAAAAAAAAAUAGUGAAAGAUACCAAAAUUAUACCAUUGCU
Trichoderma atroviride IMI 206040 is the source of this 859-nucleotide messenger RNA. RefSeq lists its product as uncharacterized. Gene Ontology annotation, molecular function: hypoxanthine phosphoribosyltransferase activity. Gene Ontology annotation, biological process: hypoxanthine metabolic process; XMP salvage; IMP salvage. Lineage: Eukaryota; Fungi; Ascomycota; Sordariomycetes; Hypocreales; Hypocreaceae. Gene Ontology annotation, cellular component: cytoplasm. The record is from RefSeq and is a predicted model, not a curated record.